AUGCAUGUGGUGUGGCUCAAGCCGGGACCCCCCAGCUUCCUGGUCCUUUGGACUCCACUCUUCCUACUGCUGCACUCCAUCCUGGCCGACUUCACCCUGGAUAAUGAGGUGCACUCCAGCUUCAUCCACAGGAGGCUCCGCAGCCAAGAGCGCCGGGAGAUGCAACGAGAAAUCCUCUCCAUCCUGGGUUUGCCCCACCGGCCCAGGCCCCACCUCCAUGGCAAACAGAACUCAGCCCCCAUGUUCAUGCUGGAUCUCUACAAUGCCAUGUCAGUGGAAGAGGAGGUCGGCGGAGAGGAGAGUCAGGGUUUCUCUUACCCUUACAAGCCCAUCUUCAGCACCCAGGGUCCUCCGCUUGCCAGUUUGCAGGACAGUAACUUUCUAACUGAUGCGGAUAUGGUCAUGAGCUUCGUCAAUCUGGUGGAGCAUGACAAAGAGUUUUUCCACCAACGCUAUCAUCAUCGGGAGUUCAGGUUUGAUCUCUCCAAGAUCCCAGAGGGAGAAGCUGUGACUGCUGCUGAAUUUAGGAUAUACAAGGAUUACAUCCGAGAGCGCUUUGAUAAUGAAACUUUCCGGAUCAGUGUCUACCAGGUGCUUCAGGAGCACACAGGGAGGGAUUCAGAUUUGUUUCUGCUUGACAGUCGAACUAUCUGGGCUACGGAGGAGGGUUGGCUGGUAUUUGACAUUACAGCCACGAGUAAUCACUGGGUGGUGAACCCGCAGCACAACCUUGGCCUGCAGCUGUCAGUGGAGAGUCUAGAUGGACAAAGCAUCAACCCCAAGAUGGCAGGUCUGGUUGGAAGACAUGGUCCCCAGAACAAACAACCAUUCAUGGUAGCAUUCUUUAAGGCCACAGAAGUACAUCUUCGUAGUAUCCGGUCUACAGGAAGCAAACAACGCAGCCAAAACAGAUCAAAGACACCUAAGAACCAGGAAGCUUUGAGGAUGUCCAAUAUUGCAGAAAACAGUAGCAGUGACCAGAGGCAAGCCUGCAAGAAACAUGAACUCUAUGUCAGCUUCCGAGAUCUGGGCUGGCAGGACUGGAUAAUUGCCCCUGAAGGUUAUGCAGCCUACUAUUGCGAAGGAGAGUGUGCUUUUCCCUUGAAUUCUUACAUGAAUGCCACAAACCAUGCUAUUGUUCAGACACUGGUACAUUUUAUAAACCCAGAGACCGUGCCGAAGCCUUGCUGUGCUCCAACCCAACUCAACGCCAUCUCCGUUCUCUACUUUGAUGAUAGUUCCAAUGUCAUUCUAAAAAAAUACAGGAACAUGGUUGUCCGGGCCUGUGGUUGCCAUUAGGCUUGUAUCAGUUUAGCCUCAGGUUUCAGAUCUUCUUGUGCUGCAGAAGGAGCUCCGUUCUGGAUCAUUUGGCAAAGAGCCGGGGCCUUCCACAACAUGUCCUUUUGAAAG
Molecule: messenger RNA, 1410 nt
Organism: Trichosurus vulpecula (common brushtail)
Lineage: Eukaryota; Metazoa; Chordata; Mammalia; Diprotodontia; Phalangeridae
Gene: BMP7
Product: bone morphogenetic protein 7
Exons: 7
Coding region: 1-1299 (432 amino acids)
Biological process (GO): SMAD protein signal transduction
Cellular component (GO): extracellular region
Molecular function (GO): growth factor activity; cytokine activity
Source: RefSeq, a predicted model, not a curated record